Centrocercus urophasianus (Greater sage-grouse) is the source of this 1299-nucleotide messenger RNA. Its product is annotated as bone morphogenetic protein 8B-like. Lineage: Eukaryota; Metazoa; Chordata; Aves; Galliformes; Phasianidae. Gene Ontology annotation, molecular function: cytokine activity; growth factor activity. The transcript has 7 exons. The coding region runs from base 1 to 1278 and encodes 425 amino acids. Gene Ontology annotation, biological process: SMAD protein signal transduction. The record is from RefSeq and is a predicted model, not a curated record. Gene Ontology annotation, cellular component: extracellular region.
AUGGGGUCGGGGCGCGGGGGGCGGCUGAGCGCGGUGGCCCUGCUGUGCGCGGCGGCGGUGCUGUGUCAGUGGGGCAGCGGCAGCGUCCUCCGCCGCCGCCUCCCCGCGGGGUUCGCGCAGCGGCGGCUGAGCGGCGGGGAGCGGCGGGACGUGCAGCGCGAGAUCCUGGCCGUGCUGGGGCUGCCGGGGCGGCCCCGACCGCGCGCCCCCGCCGCCUCCCGCGCCCCCGCCGCCGCCGCUCCGCUCUUCAUGCUCGAUCUGUACCACGCCGUGGCCGGAGAAGAGGAGGAGGAGGAGGAGGCGGUGUCGCGUCCGGUGCUCACCGGGCUCAGCACCCAGAGCCCUCCGCCGGGCAGCGUGGUCAGCCACGCUGACACCGUGGUCAGCCUCGUGAACAUGGUGGAGCAGGACCGGGACACCUCCUCCCCAAAGCCCUACUGGAAGGAGUUCCGCUUCGACCUGGCUCAGGUGCCCGCAGGGGAGUCGGUGACGGCCGCCGAGUUCCGCAUCUACAAAGCGCGGGGCGUCAGCCGGCACGGCAACAGCACCCUGCAUGUCAGCAUCUACGAGAUCGCCGCCGAGCGGGCCAACAGGGAGUCCAACCUGUUCCUGCUGGACGCCCAGCAGCUGCAUGCCGGCACCGAGGGCUGGCUGGUGUUCGACGUCACAGCCGCCAGCAGCCACUGGCUGGUGGAACGCAAGCACAACCUGGGCCUGCGGCUCUACGUGGAGACAGACAAUGGGCUCAGCGUGGAGCCGGGCUCGGUGGGGCUGUUGGGCCGCCGUGGGCCCCGCUCCAAGCAGCCCUUCAUGGUGACUUUCUUCCGGGCGAGCACCAGCCCCGUGCGAGCCACGCGAGCGGCCAAAGCACCGCGCAGGAGGCAGCCCAAGAAGAGCAACGACCUCCCACACCCCAACAGGCUGCCAGGAAUCUUUGAUGAUGUCCACUCUGCAGAUGGGCGGCAGGUCUGCCGGAGGCACGAGCUCUAUGUCAGCUUCCAGGACCUGGGCUGGUUGGACUGGGUGAUCGCCCCCCAGGGCUACUCAGCCUACUACUGCGAGGGGGAGUGCGCCUUCCCGCUGGACUCCUGCAUGAACGCCACCAACCACGCCAUCCUGCAGUCCUUGGUGCACCUGAUGAAGCCCGAGGCCGUGCCCAAGGCGUGCUGCGCGCCCACCAAGCUCAGUGCCACCUCCGUCCUCUACUACGACAGCAACAACAACGUGAUCCUCAAGAAGCACCGCAACAUGGUGGUGAAGUCCUGCGGCUGCCACUGAGCACCGGGGGGAAGAGGGGCA